UCACAACUCAUCCCCUCACUCCCUUUAAAUACAGUUCCAACACUCUGUUCAACCGCCCGUCAAACCAAACCCAUCUCAAAUCUACCCACUCAAGAUGUCUUCGCCGGCGAUUCACUGCCUCUUUCUCCUCCUCCUAAUCACCAUCUCCUCCGUCGCCGCCGACGAUACCCUGACGGUCUACCAAGCUCUUGAGAGUUACGGUUUUCCUAUUGGUCUUCUUCCAGUGGGCGUCACAGGCUACGAAUUGGACCCAUCUUCAGGCAAAUUCAAGGCCUAUUUGGACGGAACUUGCAGUUUCAAAGUGGACGAUUACGAGCUCAAGUACAAAUCGACCAUCUCAGGGGUUAUAACCAAGAACAGGAUCAGGAAUUUGAAGGGUAUCAGCGUCAAAGUGCUCAUCCUUUGGCUCAACAUCUCGGAGGUGAUUCGCGACGACGACGAGCUCGAGUUUUCUGUUGGGAUCGCUUCGGCCAACUUUGCGGUGGACAACUUUGAGGAAUGCCCACAAUGUGGUUGUGGAUUUGACUGUGUGAAUGGGGAGAGGAAGGGCGUCAAGCUCAGUCUGAAUCGGUUCGUGUCUUCUCUUGUGGACUGAAUUUGUAUGGUGUGAUGUGAUCUGUGUUUUUAUGCAGUUCAGUACUUCACGAGAAAUUUUAAGGUUUUUUUUUUUUUUUUUAAAUUUAAGAAA
This is a messenger RNA of Camellia sinensis, 688 nucleotides long. RefSeq lists its product as uncharacterized. NCBI's taxonomy places the organism in Eukaryota, Viridiplantae, Streptophyta, Magnoliopsida, Ericales, Theaceae. The record is from RefSeq and is a predicted model, not a curated record.